AGGAGAGAUGGGUAUGAGUUGGGAAUGUUUGGUAUAGAGAAAAGCCAGAGAAGUCUUCGUCCUGUAGACAUUCUGGAUACCAUUUCCCUGCACUGUUUAUGAUGUCUGCUUGAGGAGGCCUGUGUAUUCAGCUGGAAUCUGUGCAGAUUUGUCUCAUGAACCUAUGGUGAACCUGGUGAAAUGGAAUAGAUUGGAAGUGCAGAUCUUAUUUUUUAAGAGAUGGGCAUGCAUAAUGAUGGGCCUUCUGAUGCAUCAUGGAUUUCGUCUCUGAUGUUAUGUCACCCCCAUGUCCUGUUGGUUCGAGCGGUUGCAAUUUAAAUGGGACAGCAGUGCCAGGUGCUGUCUGAGCAAAGCGGACUAGAAGAGGGGCAAAGGGCAGAGGCCAAAAGUAAAUGAUGCACAACUCCGUGUUCCUGCCUUUGCUCUUCUUCUCCCUGGUGACGAGAUGCUCCACGGCGGAGGACGUGCAGAUGGCCAAGCAGCACAGAGAUCCCUGUGUGGCCGAAGAGGAGCACGUGUCAUACCGGCGCUUCAGACGCGGCUGGAUUUGGAAACAGCUUUUGGUUCAGGAGGAGGACCCAAAUCCCCGAAUGAUUGGACAGAUCAAAUCAGACUAUGACAAAGGCGACUUUUCCAUUAAGUACCUUCUGUCUGGUGAGGGUGCUGGAGAAGUAUUCAUCAUAGACGAGUAUUCGGGGGAGAUCUACACAUUACACAAGCUCGACAGGGAAGAGAAGGCCUUCUAUAUACUGAGAUCCCAGGCUAUAAACAGGAAAACUAACCAGCCUGUUGAACCUGAGUCAGAAUUCAUCAUCAAAGUCCAGGACAUCAAUGACAACAUGCCACAGUUCCAGAAUGAACCGUAUGUGUCAGUAAUUCCAGAAAUGUCUCCCAGUGGGACCACAGUAGUGCAAGUGACAGCCACAGAUGCAGAUGAUCCGUCGCAUGGGAACCACGCCAAGCUCAUCUACUCCAUACUGCAAGGGGAGCCGUAUUUCUCAGUGGAGCCAAAAACAGGAAUCAUUGUGACCUCACUGGCCAACAUGGACAGGGAGACUCGGGAAAAGUACUUUGUAGUAGUGCAGGUGAAGGACAUGAUGGGAUUAUCUGGUAGCUACUCAGCUACUACCACAGUUACCAUUAUAUUGUCUGAUGUCAAUGACAAUGGACCCGUCUUCCAGCACAGUCUGUACUCCUUUGCUGUGGCAGAAUCCGCCGCGGUGGGUAUGACCGUGGGCCGGAUUAAGGCCGAUGACAGUGACGUGGGUGUCAAUGCCAGAAUGACCUACGGUCUGGAGGAGAAGGAGGGCAAUGGAACUUUCCAGAUCCAUACUGACCCGGUCACACAAGAGGGGGUAAUUCUGCUUGCCAAGACCUUGGAUUAUGAAACCAAGAAGCGGUUUGUCAUCAUCGCAGAGGCCAUAAACGAUCCCAUGGACACUCGUUAUCUCGGCUACGAUGAGUUCCGGGACCAGGCGACCAUAAAGAUCUUCGUGGAAGACGUGGAUGAAGCCCCAGUGUUUCCUGUUCAAGAGUAUGAGUGGAAAGUUCAGGAAAACAUGGCUGCGGGAACGACUGUCGGCACCGUUAGUGCCAUGGAUCGUGAUGCAGCUAAUAACUCGAUUAGGUAUAAUAUUGAUAGAGACUCCAGUGUGAAGAAACUGUUCAAAAUAGAUCCAAACAAUGGAACAAUUAUUACUGUGAAAUCUUUGGACCGGGAGAGUGUAUCCUGGCACAAUUUUACCGUGACUGCCAGUGAAACAAAACAGAAUCGUUUAUUUUCUUCGGUGCCAGUGUUCAUCAAGGUGUUGGAUGUCAAUGACAACGCUCCACAGUUCUCUAAAGUCUACCAGCCGUAUGUUUGUGAAGGCGCACAGUCUGGAGAGCUCGUACAGCUGGUCAGUGCCAUGGACCUGGAUGACCCUGGAGAGGGGCACCACUUUUACUUCUCCUUGGUUCCUGAGAAGCGUAUCAACCCGAACUUCACACUUCGAGACAACCAAGACAACACUGCCGGGAUCCUGACCCGCCGGAGCUCCUUCUCGCGGCAGGACCGCACCCAGUACCUUCUUCCCGUCGUGAUCGCCGAUAGCGGCGUCCCCCCGCUCAGCAGCACGGCCACACUCACCAUCACGGUGUGCAGAUGCGAGCCGGCAGGUCACUGCCCCAGCGACGGUGUCCAGGCCCUCGCGCUUCCCAUGGGGCUCGGCAUCUACGCGCUCGUCGCCAUUGUCGUCUGCGUCCUCACAGUCACAGUCCUCAUCGCGCUAACACUGGCGGUGAGGAGCCACAAGACCCGGCGGCGCAAUGAGGCCAAGCAGGAGAGCGGGCCGGUGGCGUGGGCGGACCUUCCCGGGAAGGUGUUCCGGCACUCCGAGCCGGAGGCCACGAACAGCCUGGAAGCCUACAGCCCGGUGCCCCUGAGGCGUCAACCGAAGCGAAGAGACAGGCACAGGUUCAGCAGGGCGGAGAUCGAGGCCAGCAUCCGCAUGUCAUUCUGUCAGUCCUACCACAUCGGCCCAGAGGAUGAGGCCUUUCGGCAGUUCAUGCGGGAGCGGCUGCUGGAAGCCGACACCGACCCAUUUGCCCCGCCCUUCGACUGCGUGCGGACAUAUGCCUUCGAGGGCAGGGGCUCGUCGGCCGGCUCGCUCAGCUCCCUGGGCUCCCUCACAGCGUCGGAGACGAGUCCGGAGCGGCCGCAGGAUUCGGGCAGGAGGCUCGUGAGACUGGCACCCUGGCAUGGGGGCAGCGAAGAGGAGACGAGCUUCUGAGGAGGAUCUCACGAAUGAGGAAACGGAACAGGAAAAAAAAUAAGCUUGCGAGAAAAAAUAAACGCUGUACUAUAACUCCAUUCUGUUUGUAUUCAGCAUGGGGACUCUUUCUUAAAACACAUUUAUUUGUGUAUUUCAAAAUGUUUUUUAAAUUCUCAUUUGUUUUAACAUGUCAGUGCCUUCAUUUUCACAGUGUGUGCACCACACUAGCAUAUUCUGUUAUACAGUAUUAUUUUCCUGUGGGAUAUGUAUUUAAUAUUAUUAUAAAACUGUUCCAAAGAAAUCAUACCCAUAAAUAUUGUAAAAACAAAAUGCAGGGGAUGAUGAGGAAAGUGUGUGGGGGGGGAAAGGUAAGCAAAUUUUUAAAUAUGGAAAUUUUUAAAUGUUUUUGAAAAUGGACUCAGUGUUUACUGAAACUGGGUUCAAUACUGCAAGAACGAGUAGAACACAUGCAAAGCACUCUGAACGAAACUGGUCUGGGUUUUUUGUGAGAUUUUCAGCCUGCCUGGACAAGACACCAUGGGGGGAGGGGGGUAGUGUUCACAGCUGAGUUGAGUGACUUAUUUGGGGAGUUGUGGUCAGGAGGUAUGCUUGUGAAGGACUGGAGUAUAGAUGUAUAGUAUAGAUUUGUGGAGCCGGGGUGGGGGGCAUCAAAAACAAACAAACAGAUUACAAAACGAAUGCUACAAACGCUGACGGGGGACACGGCAGACGGGAAAGCCGAGGUCUUGGACCGUAAGAUUGAGCCUCGAGCGAAUCUCGCCGCUCCUUACAUAUCGAGCCUGUGACUUCGGGUUUAAUGAAGUCCCAGGUGACAAGGGGGGUUACAAAUAUUCACACUUACUUUAGAUUCUUGCAUGUAAAAUUGAAAAGCACUCGAGCAGCGUGGCUGCAUGUCGGACAUUCCUUCUUAUUUUCCCCAAAGAAGGCAGAUUUAAUGUCAUGUUAAUGAAUUGUAUACCGAGAUGGCUGAUGUGGGUUUUUGGCAUUAUGAUUUGUAAUAAGUGCUUACUUUGGUAAGAUCAAUGUUGUUAAUUUUUGAUACAUUAUUAAUACUCAGUAGAGCACUACACACACAGAUGCACACACACACACACACACACACAUAUAUAUAUAUAAACAUAGUGCCAAUCGAAUGUUUGGACACACAUACCCACAGAAAGGUUUAUCUGUACAAUUUUCUAUAUUUUAGAAUUAUUACAAAGACAUCAAAAUGAUAAAAUUAUAUAUGCACUAUGAAUUAUGCACUGACCAAAAAACUAAACAAAAAAAAAGAAAAUUAAUUUGUUGGCAGCUCAGUAGGAAAGUUUUCGGUUAAAAUCUCGUGGUCGGCGGAAUGAUGCUACCAUUGAGCCCUUGAGUGAGGCCCCUAACCCCUAUUGCUCCAGGGACUGGCUGACCAUACUUUCUUCUCUGGUGAACCAUUUCUACUGUGUUUAAAUCAGGUGGUCAGGUCAUGUGACGUUACAGUAUCACUCUCUUCUGUAGGCUGCUGGGUGUGUCCAGAAUUUUGACUGGAACUAUACACACACACAAGCAGACGAUGGACAUUCAUUUUACAAGUUGCAGAAACUUUGAUACAAAUUAUUUAUUAAGAUUUCUGUAACAUGAAAUUUGGUCAUGCGCCCGGAGCUUUUGUUUGCAUUGGUUCUUGUAAAAUCAAUUCUGUCUUCAUUGAGAAAAAGUGCCAUUUUGUGCUAAGAAUGUAACCCCAUAGCUUCAAAAAAAUGGUUGUCUUGAAUUGCUGUGGGAUACAUUUAAUUUUAUGAAUCUGCAUAGACGUGUUUGAUGUAUAUUUUUUGGCAUUAUGAUUUGAAAUAGAUACUUUUUACUUUUGUGGGAUGACUAUUCUUUUCUUGACAACACUUUCAGCAAUAUUCUUUUAAAAUGAAGGGGAAUUGAUAUUAGGUAAAGCACAAUAUAUAUAUAUAUAUAUAUAUAUAUCAAACUUAUUAGCAAACAAUGGACACUCAUUUUAUGAGUUACCAAUGUUUCCAUACAAACUCGGAGCUCAGAUAUUUUUGUUGCAGUGUACAUUUGACAUAAGGAUUACUUCACACCUCAAAUACCCAACUGUAUUGUAUAUGAAAACAUUAUGAAGGGCGUGCAUUCACAGGCAAAAUGCCAUCUAUGAAGCCCACGGGAGUGGUACAUCAUUAAUAGCAGAAAGACCUUUGAAAAUCCUGCAUAAAUAUCUAAUUAGGUAUGGUAACCUUUAGGAGACUCUAGUGUAUGAAUACUAAGCAGAUCAGGAGUUCUUCUACUGCAUGGAAACUAUCCACUCAACAUGUUGGAGAGCGCAUUGACAUUACAGAGCUUUGCCCCAUGUAAAAAGGGCAUGCAAUUAAAAUUGCAGAGUGCACUGAUCCAAAGUCAUUGCCCAAUAUCAACCCAAUUUAACGCACAGUUAGCCCCUUCCUCCAUGCUCCGGGAUGGUGAACAGAAAAUAACCCACGGUGGCUUCCAAUACAAAGCCUUCUUGCGUUAUAAACCAGAUCAUUAUAAAAUGUACAACAAAACUACUGAGGCGUUAUGUGCUCUACACACAAAUGGAUGGCAAUUUGUCUUCCGAUAUCCCCCAAAGUCAUGAACGUGCCCGGCUCCUCGCUAAGGGUAGUUGUGCAUUUCAUGCGUGUGUCCCUCAUGGGAAAUGUGAAAUAUUACAAAGAGCAUUUAGCGAGCUUUCUUCAAACCCUGCAAAUGCCCCUGGAUCAGAAGGCAAAGUCGUGUUACUCUCACACCAUUUCAUUGUAUAUUUGCAUAUCGUUAUUAUAUAUGUAUGUUUUAUUUUGUAUUUAUUGAAUAAGUACCUAUUAAGUUAUUAUCUGUCAUUGCUUUUCAGAAAUGCUGCAUAAUAAAUGAUUAGACUCGA
Paramormyrops kingsleyae is the source of this 5643-nucleotide messenger RNA. It is a transcript of the gene cdh19, whose product is annotated as cadherin 19, type 2. Gene Ontology annotation, biological process: multicellular organism development; cell migration; adherens junction organization. Gene Ontology annotation, molecular function: beta-catenin binding; cadherin binding; calcium ion binding. Gene Ontology annotation, cellular component: plasma membrane; adherens junction; catenin complex. Lineage: Eukaryota; Metazoa; Chordata; Actinopteri; Osteoglossiformes; Mormyridae. The record is from RefSeq and is a predicted model, not a curated record.